AUGAAAGACAGCUCAUACAGUGUUCAGAUCUUCCUUGAUGAUGAAGACAAUGGUGCAGUUAAGGCAACAUCACGUCAAUGCCCGAUGGGGGAAUAUAAAUGCCAUCAUGUAGCAGCUGCAUUUUUGUAUGGGUACAAAAGAGCAAGUAUAACUGACGUAAAGUGCAGUUGGAUGAAACACCCCAAGUCAGCACCUCCAAAAACUACACUGACAAUGAGUGAAUUAUAUCCCCCAAAGCAACCAGGAUACAGCUUUUUAAUGCUUUCAUUAAUUAUGUUUAUAUAUAAGUAUUUUAUUGCAGCUUUACAUUGGAAUCUGGCUGAUGACACAGGGGUUCAGGAAGUGCCAGUUCCCCUAAUGGAUGACUGGCUGAUGAAACCUAACUACCUCUCGGCUAAGGACACCAAAACAUGGUUGAGGCAACACUUGGUUGUAUCGCAGAAAAAGGUGAAAGAGACAGCCUAUGCCACCAUUGGCCAAAGAGAAAAUUCCCUUUGGGCAGCCGUCAGGAAAUUGCGCUUUACUGCAUCCAAUUUUGGACAAAUUCUUGUUGCAGCAAAUCGAAAUAGGUUGUCAAUUUCAUUGAAGAAAAGACUCCUUAGUGCAUACAAUUUGGAGAAACGAGCGCCUAUCCAGUGGGGUGUAGCUCAUGAAAAAAAUGGGAUUGAAGAAUAUUGUAAGAAAGGAGGAGUAACUGUGGGGCAGACAGGUAUAUGGCUGCAUGAGUCUGGGGUACUUGGUGCAUCACCUGAUGGAUUUGUACAAGGAGAGUUUAAGAAUGAUGGGAGUAUCCAUCAUCAGUGUAGAAACCACUUAACUUCAUCACCAGACAUAGUUGAGGUAAAAUGCCCAUACACAGCCAGAGACAUGACAAUAUGGGCGUGUGAAUCUAUCAAAGAUUUUUUCCUGGAAAUGUCAGAUGAUGGAAAGAUUGUGCUAAAACAGUCACAUGACUACUGGCACCAGAUACAGGGCCAGCUGUACCUGACAGGGACUCAGUGUUGUGACCUUGCUGUCUGGACAACAAAAGACUUUCAGGUGAUAAGGAUAACAAAAGAUUAA
Molecule: messenger RNA, 1062 nt
Organism: Ylistrum balloti
Lineage: Eukaryota; Metazoa; Mollusca; Bivalvia; Pectinida; Pectinidae
Exons: 7
Coding region: 1-1062 (353 amino acids)
Source: RefSeq, a predicted model, not a curated record